Molecule: messenger RNA, 6553 nt
Organism: Cyprinodon tularosa
Lineage: Eukaryota; Metazoa; Chordata; Actinopteri; Cyprinodontiformes; Cyprinodontidae
Exons: 3
Coding region: 439-6192 (1917 amino acids)
Biological process (GO): DNA integration
Molecular function (GO): nucleic acid binding
Source: RefSeq, a predicted model, not a curated record
GCCUUUUGUUAAAAAGAGUUUGAGUUUAUAAUUAAUCAGAGUGAGACAUCCCGUUUUUGUUAGAGCUUUAAGGUAAAUACGUUAGGUAGUGAGUGCUCUCACGUCGAACAUAUCUUUGACGUAUUUUUUUAUUUUUUUCUCUGGAAAAUCCCGUUUCAGCAAGUUAGCUUCAGAAACGGUUCAUGUUGAAGUGAAAUGUUCUACACGCUUCUGCCUCGGCAAAUAUUCGUCUUUUUACAACAAUAAAAAAGGAUAUCAAAACCAGAUUAUUGAAUAAAGAUUCUUCCAGAAUGCAAGAAAAGCAAGCCUUGUGAGGAGAACUUUUUUUCAUGUUGUUCGCUGGCUGUCUAACUUCAUAUGGUCACGUGUUGUGAGGACAGCACAGUAAAAAGACGACAUACACUGCGGGCUUAAGCAUACAGAGCAACAUUUAACAACAUGAGUCUUCGCUCAGGAAAAAAUUAUUUGAAAGACUACGCUGCUGAUCAGCUACUUGACGCAGCUGGUGAUGAUCGACAAACGGAAGAUGCCACUCAACAAGCUACAACGCAGCAGCCGUCUCAACCAUUGGACGCCAUGUCGCAGGUCUCCAGAGCACCCACAAGAAGGUCUCAACGGACAUCCUCAUCGUCAACAGGUUCCUCAGCCGCACGGGCCUACGCCAAAGCUCAAGCAGCGCGAGCUCAACUAGCCUAUGCCAAACAGGAAGCCAGCAUGAUGAAACAAAGAGCCGAAUUGGACGCACAUCUCCAUAUCCUUCAGUGCGAAAAAGCCAUUGCAGCAGCUGAAGCAGAGGCCACAGCUUAUGAAGAAACAGAGAAUCAGAGCGGGGAGCUCCACAAAGGACUUUGUGUGGAAGCUGAGCCCUUUACCCCUGUGCAGCGUACCAGGGAGUAUGUUAAACAACAAUCUCAACUGUUAUUUUCAGACAACCAGCAGUAUCCAGUACCCCUUCCUGACAGAAAUGUCACUGCAAUAGAUACACAAGACAUUCCACAGGUAAACAAUCCUAUGAACACUCAAACAAAUCCACCAUCAGGAAACAGGAUGAUGAAGCAGGAGCCAGUACUUAAUACAUGUGGCACAAACGAUGCAAAGGAUUUUGCAAAGUACCUCAUCCGUAAAGAGCUAGUAAGCACGAGCCUCAUGCAUUUUGACGAUAAACCCGAAAACUAUUGGGCAUGGAAAACCUCGUUUAUUGAUGCCACCAGAGAAUUAAAUCUGUCUCCCAGAGAGGAAUUAGAUCUGUUAGCAAAGUAUUUGGGACCAAAAUCGUCUGAACAGGCAAAACGGAUUCGUGCUGUACACAUCCUUAAUCCGGCUGCAGGUUCUGUGAUGGUCUGGCAACGCCUUGAAGAGUGCUAUGGUUCACCUGAGGUAAUUGAGGAUGCACUCUUAAAAAAGGUAGAGGUCUUCCCAAAGCUAACAAAUAAAGACAGUGUUAGACUGCAAGAGCUUAGUGACGUCUUAAUGGAACUUCAGUGUGCUAAGCAAGAUGGUGCCCUGCCAGGGCUAGCAUACCUAGACACAGCCCGAGGAGUCAAACAAAUAGUUGAGAAACUACCCUUUAAUUUGCAAGAAAGAUGGACAACUGUAGGAACACAAUACAAGGAGACCCAUGGAGUGUCGUUUCCCCCUUUUUCAGUUUUUACACAGUUUGUUCAGCAUCAGGCGAAAAUGAAAAAUGACCCCAGUUUCAUGUUCAGUCCAAAUAGCCAGGUUCCAUCUCAUGCAGAAAAACUGAGACCAUAUAGUCGCAAACCUACUGUGUCAGUUCAUAAAACUGAUAUCACAGUUGAGCCUAAUCAAAGUAGUCCAAAACAAUUGGAGGAACCAGACCGACAGUGUCCGAUCCACAAAAAACCACACCCACUCAAAAAGUGUAAACUUUUUAGAUGCAAACCUAUUGAGGAAAGACAGGCAUACCUGAAAGAGCAUCACAUCUGUUACAGGUGCUGUGGGUCAGUGAGACACAUGGCAAAAGACUGCAAAGCAACAGUUAGAUGCACAGAGUGCGACAGCCCAAAACACUUAUCUGCGAUGCACCCUAGUUAUCCCCCCGCACCAGAGAGCACUGCACGUGAACAUAAUGUACAUGAUGAGCAACAUGAGAGUUUACCUUCAGGCUCUCUUUCAGUUGUUUCAAAGUGUACAGAAAUAUGUAGCCAAAGCGACUACCCACGUUCAUGUUCUAAGAUAAGCUUAAUCAAAGUAUACCCUGCCAGGCAGAGAGAGAAGGCCAUUAAAAUGUAUGCAGUGAUAGACGAACAGUCCAACAGGUCGUUGGCUAAGUCAGAGUUUUUUAACCUUUUCGAUAUCAGAACCACACCUGUGCCUUACACAUUAAAGACAUGUGCUGGAAAUGUACAAGUAUCAGGAAGGAGAGCUGUAAAUUUCUUCAUUGAGUCUGUAGAUGGAAAAGUCAACAUUCAGUUACCACCACUAAUAGAAUGUGACUCUGUUCCAGACGACAGAACAGAGAUACCCUCCCCUGAGAUCGCGCAGCAUCACCCACAUCUCUUCCCAGUUGCAGAUAAAAUUCCACCUGUUGAUCACCAGGCUCCCAUCCUUUUACUCCUGGGUAGGGACAUUCUCAGGGUCCAUAAGGUACGUGAGCAAAUCAACGGGCCAAACAAUGCUCCUUACGCCCAAAGACUAGACUUGGGUUGGGUUAUUGUGGGAGAGGUGUGUUCAGGAAAAACGCAUGGUCCACCAGAGGUCAACGUUUACAAAACACACACCUUAGAUAAUGGUCGUGUGUCCUACUUUCAGCCUUGCCUAAACAUAAUUCAUGUUAAAGAGAAUUAUGGGGUUGUGUUAGACAACGUCUGUGACACAGAUGACUUAGGGCACGCUGUGUUUGCUAGGUCUCAAUGUGAUGAUAAACGAGCUUUAUCGAUCGAAGACAAAGCUUUCCUAAAAAUUAUGGACAGAGAAGUCUACCAAAAUGAAGAGAACAGUUGGGUUGCACCUUUACCCUUUCGUUCAGAGAGGAGAAAACUCCCGAAUAACAGAGAACAAGCUCUAAAGCGUCUCUCUACACUGAAAAAGACAUUGGCAAAGAGACCAGAGAUGAAAGCUCACUAUGUCCAGUUCAUGCAAAAAAUGUUGGACAAUGGCCAAGCGGAAUUAGCUCCGCCCGUCACAGUAGAUAAAGAACUGUGGUAUCUGCCUACAUUCGGGGUAUACCACCCUCAGAAACCAGAACAAAUCCGGGUUGUGUUUGACUCGAGUGCAGAGUGUGACAGGGUUUCCCUUAACCAAGUGCUUCUUAGUGGACCCGAUUUGAACAACUCUCUGUUAGGAGUGCUGCUACGGUUUCGUAAAGAGCCAAUAGCCCUGACAGCCGAUAUACAGCAAAUGUUUUACUGCUUUGUUGUUCGAGAGGACCAUAGAGAUUAUUUGCGUUAUUUGUGGUUCGAGGACAAUGACAUUACAAAAAAGAUACUAGAGUUUAGAAUGAAAGUUCACGUAUUUGGAAAUAGCCCGUCUCCUGCUGUUGCCAUUUACUGUAUGAGACGAGCGGCACGACAGGGUGAACUAGAACAUGGCUCUGAUGCGCGUCAGUUUGUUGAGCGUCAAUUUUAUGUUGAUGAUGGUCUCACAUCUGUUGCCACGCCACAAGAUGCUAUUGACCUACUUAAGAGAACUCAAAACAUGUUGGCGGAGUCAAACCUACGCCUUCAUAAGAUAGCAUCAAACUGCAGUCAAGUUAUGGAAGCCUUCCCUUCAGAGGAUCAUGCAAAAGACUUAAAACAUUUAGAUCUAGGAGUAGAUCCUCUUCCAGUUCAGAGAACCCUAGGACUCUGCUGGAACCUACAAGCUGAUAGCUUUACUUAUCGUGUGUCAGCUGAGACCAAACCAUUCACACGCAGGGGACUACUGUCAGUGAUAAAUAGCCUCUAUGACCCAUUGGGGCUGGUUUCCCCAGUCAUAAUGCAGGGCAAAGCAUUACUAAGGGAUCUCUCAUCUGAAGUUAGGGAUUGGGACGAACCGUUACCCCCCAACAAACAGGAAAUGUGGGACACGUGGAAAAAGUCAUUGCAAGCCCUUGAAAACCUCCAAAUACCAAGAUGCUACUGCUCAGGUACAUUAAGCAUAAGUAAGGUAAAAGAGCUCUGUAUUUUCUCUGAUGCCUCUACCGUGGCUAUAGGAGCAGUAGCUUAUUUGCGAACAGCUAGUGAUGAAGGACGCAGCCAUGUCGGCUUUGUAAUGGGAAAGUCCAAGCUUUCACCUCGUCCAGCACAUACAGUACCGCGCCUAGAACUUUGUGCUGCUGUGCUUGCAGUGGAGAUGUUCGAGCUUAUUAGGGAUGAGCUAGACAUCAAAGUGGACUGUGUGAAGUUUUACACAGAUAGCAAGAUUGUGUUGGGAUAUAUACACAACACUUCCAAACGCUUCUACAUGUAUGUUGCCAACAGGGUUACACGUAUUAGAGCAUCCACACAACCAAACCAGUGGCAUUAUAUACCAACAGAGCUGAACCCAGCUGACCAAGCUACUAGGUUUAUCCCGGCAGCUGACCUGCAGAACACUUCCUGGUUCUCAGGUCCACCAUUUUUGUAUCAUGACACAGAACCACCCAAAACCGGUCCUUUCACCCUCAUUGAUCCUGAGAAAGACAAAGAGAUACGUCCAGAAGUGAAAGUGCUAAAAACUACAGUGUUGGAGUCACAUCUAGGUUCUCAGCGCUUUCAGAGGUUCUCUAGCUGGACCACGCUGUGCAGAGUUUUAGCUAGGCUCAUUCAUGUCAUCUCAUCCUUUAAACAGAGGAAAAUUGGAUGGAACAGUUUCAGGGAGACUCCAAGCAUCCAAGAACUCACAAAAGCCAAAGUAGUUAUCAUACGGGCUGUCCAGCAAGAUGCUUAUGAAGAGACAAUUAAAACGCUGAAAGAAGUUAAACAGAAAAAUGUGAAACUUGACACACUCAGAAAGCUCAACCCUUUAGUUGACAAAGACAACCUCUUAAGAGUUGGGGGACGUCUCUCCUCAGCCGAUCUCACUGAGAAUGAAAAGCACCCUCUCAUUAUCCCAUCCUCCAGUCAUAUUGCUACACAGCUAGCAAGACACUUUCACGAACAAGUGUCUCAUCAAGGGAGACACAUAACUGAGGGAGCUAUCCGAGGUGCCGGGUUUUGGAUAAUCGGAGCAAAACGCCUUGUGUCGUCUGUCAUUCAUAAGUGUGUUACUUGUCGAAAAUUGCGAGGCAAAAUGCGGGUUCAGAAAAUGGCAGAUUUGCCCGCUGACCGACUCACUCCUGAACCACCUUUUACAUCUGUCGGUUUGGAUGUGUUUGGACCAUGGACAAUCGUAACUCGUAGGACAAGAGGUGGCUGCUCUCAAAGUAAACGCUGGGCCGUUUUGUUCACGUGCAUGUCAACCAGAGCCGUGCACAUUGAACUGAUAGAGACUAUGUCUACUGACAGUUUUAUAAAUGCACUGAGAAGGUUCUUCGCCAUUCGUGGCCCAGCCAAGGUUCUACGCUCAGACAGAGGUACGAAUUUUACAGGAGCUUGUAAGGAGCUUAACAUUGAGAAAGAAAGCUCAGCAGUAGGAAAGUACUUGCAAGAAAGAGGUUGCAGUUGGAUUUUCAACCCGCCUCAUGCGUCGCAUAUGGGAGGGUCAUGGGAGCGCCUUAUAGGAAUUGCAAGGCGCAUUCUGGAUGCAAUGCUGUCACAAACUGAAUCAACUCGUCUCACUCACGAAGUCUUAAACACCUUUAUGGCUGAAGUGAUGGCAAUUAUUAAUGGAAGACCCCUGGUUCCUAUAUCCACAGACCCUGAUUGUCCUGUAGUACUCACCCCAGCAAUGUUGAUAACACAAAAGGUGAGUGCUGUUUCUGCUCCAUCUGGGAACUUUUCCACAUGUCAGUUGUUUGGGAAACAGUGGAAGCAUGUCCAGCACCUUGCUGAUACUUUUUGGAAAAGGUGGAGAGGAGAAUAUUUGCCCACCUUGCAAAGUCGUCCAAAGUGGACUGAAAACAGACCCAAUGUUAGAGAAGGAGAUGUGGUCCUACUGAAAGAUCCUCAGGCAAGCAGGAAUGAAUGGCCCAUGGGAAUAAUAACAAAAACCUUUCCCAGCAGGGACACAAAGGUCCGCAAAGUGGAACUGAGGGUUGUACAAAAUGGGACUGUGAAGAUAUUUCUAAGACCAAUAUCUGAAGUCAUUGUUUUGUUUUCUGAGACUGAGUGACUACUGCAUCAUCUGUUGCCAAAGAGAUGAGUUUUUUUUUUAUUUCUUAUGAUGUCUGUUGUGACAUAAUGUGAUUACGUCAAGCGGGGAGUGUCAUGCCUUUUGUUAAAAAGAGUUUGAGUUUAUAAUUAAUCAGAGUGAGACAUCCCGUUUUUGUUAGAGCUUUAAGGUAAAUACGUUAGGUAGUGAGUGCUCUCACGUCGAACAUAUCUUUGACGUAUUUUUUUAUUUUUUUCUCUGGAAAAUCCCGUUUCAGCAAGUUAGCUUCAGAAACGGUUCAUGUUGAAGUGAAAUGUUCUACACGCUUCUGCCUCGGCAAAUAUUCGUCUUUUUACAACAAUAAAAAAGGAUAUCAAAACCA